Microplitis demolitor is the source of this 7516-nucleotide messenger RNA. It is a transcript of the gene sli, whose product is annotated as protein slit. The transcript is spliced from 29 exons. Gene Ontology annotation, molecular function: heparin binding; calcium ion binding; Roundabout binding. The coding region runs from base 1256 to 5773 and encodes 1505 amino acids. The record is from RefSeq and is a predicted model, not a curated record. Gene Ontology annotation, biological process: axon guidance. NCBI's taxonomy places the organism in Eukaryota, Metazoa, Arthropoda, Insecta, Hymenoptera, Braconidae.
GAGCUGAACGGUUGUACGUCUCAGACCCGCGUUAAAUUUAUUUAAUUAAUGUUCUCACGAUAGACGAAAAUAAUAUAACUCGUCAAACUUUGUAUUUUAAAAUUUAUAAUAUCCAUAGUUUUGUGUUUUUUAUUUUUUUUGUGACUAUUUUAUUUUAGUUAAGACUCAAAAUUUAUGUCAAAUAAUUAAGUUGACAUGAAUUUUAUAUUGCAUUAAAUAUUUAAAAAUUUUAAGUUACGUGAAAGUUUAAAGUGAUUGUUUUUUAUUUUAUUUUCAUGCUGGAAUUACUGGUUUAUUUUGGAGUGUGAAAAAUAAUAUUACUGGUGAUGCGUGCGCAGUACAGGAACUCGUUAGAGAAGCCAAACAAAUGCCAUCGCUAAUUUUGCUAUGGUAGCGAUAAAACCGUACUAUCAGUAAGUUUAUUUAAGUGAUAUUUAGACAAACGAAAGUGUUAGUGCGCGAGUGAAAAUUAUAAUUUUGAGUAAAUAGAGAGUAAAUAUUGUAAUAAUUAUUUAUUGUGAAAGUUAGAUGAUCGAAUUUGUUGCGCUAAGCGUGAUUAAAGACGUACGUAGGUGCCAAAGUAUCGUACCCUGGCAAAGGGUACGGUAGAAAGCCGACGAGGACCAGCAUCAAGAUAAAGUCACCAGUCUUGCUGUCGCGGGAUGAGCAGGAUCGGGUGCUGGCGUUAGUGGUGGACACCGUUGUCAGUGCACCCGGGUCUCCCGGCCAAGAAGGGGGUCCUAAUCAAGGCCCCCCCGCGGGCCAGGCAGAUGCAGUGAAUGAGGAGCCACAAUCAAGGUUAAGUGGUGCUGCCAGUCCAAACCCAGUUUAUUUAGCUGAACUCGCGAAAACUCAUUGCAAACAUAUUGUAACACAACAUACUGAGAAGGUUCAUAAAUUAUCGAACACUCGAAGUAAUAAUUAUAGUACCCGUAUACCCGAAAGUGCCAGGUUAAAUCCUUUGGCUCGUACUCGUCCUUCCAACGAAGAGGAAGUGUUGGCUCGUAACCGGGCAGUUUGUCAAGUAAAUUGUGCAACUAGUGUCCAGUCAUUUGGUGUUUGUACUCGGGUCAUCAUUCCUCCUGAGAACAUAGUGCCGACAUCGAGUAAUAACAUUAGCAAUACUAACAACAACAACAAUAAUAAUAAUAGUAACAGCAACAACAAAAGCCACCGGAAAUUUAUUGAAAUUCUCGAGGGUUCCAAUCAGACUGUUAGAAACAUCAACGAGAAGCUUCUAACUAUUGCACAAGCCAUGGCACCAAGUUGGUCUAUGCGUCUCUUGGGCGUGAGUUGUGGUUCAGUGGUUUGUGCUUGGGGACUUCUGCUUGUUUUGUCUGUACUCGGUGGAGCUUCCCACAGUACCGGACUCAACGGCUAUGAUUUCGACAAUGCUGGUACUAUGGAGGACUUGAAUGGUGCCAGAUGUCCAUGGGCUUGCUCUUGUGAAGGACAGGACCUAGAUUGCUCAGAACGUGGUCUUACCCAGGUGCCUGGUGAUCUGGCAGUCCUCGCCGAAAAAUUAGACCUACAAGGGAAUAAUAUUUCUGUUGUCUUUAAGACUGACUUUGAAGAUAUGGCAGCUCUUCAUGUAUUACAAUUAUCAAACAACCAAAUUCAUACAAUUGAAAGAGGAGCUUUUAAGGAUUUAGUAGCAGUAGAAAAAUUACGUUUAAACAAUAAUCAAAUUCGAUAUCUACCAGACACUCUAUUCAGCAAUAUGAUGAAUUUACGAAGACUAGAUCUUAGUCACAAUCAAAUCGCAAUGAUUGGACCCAAAACUCUUCGUGGGGUAUCUGCUUUGAAACACUUAUUAAUUGACAAUAAUGUACUGACAUGCAUCGACGAAAGUGCGAUUAGAGAAUUGAAAGAUCUAGAAAUUUUAACUUUGAACAACAACAAAUUAACAACCCUUGGGAAGGAGAUGCUGUUUGGUCUUUCACGAUUGCGUACCUUGAAACUCACGGACAACUUUCUAGUUUGCGACUGUCACCUGGCCUGGCUGUCACGCCAUCUAAAGAGUAUUCCACGACUCGGACAGCAUACAAAAUGUGCCGCGCCGGCUCAUCUCAAGGGACAAAAUCUCGUCGAUUUGCAAGAGCACGAGUUCAAGUGCCCAGGCCUUGUAGAACUUCGUACUGGAUCCGAGUGUACGGCUGAACCUCAAUGUCCACAUCCGUGCAGAUGUGCCAAUGGAAUUGUCAAUUGUCGAGAGAGUUCUUUGGAAAAAGUACCAACUCAUCUCCCUGAGGAUACCACUGAAUUGCGACUUGAACAAAAUAGCAUUACGGAAAUCCCACCGAAGGCAUUCUCGCCUUACAGAAAAUUAUCGAGAAUCGACUUAAGUAAUAAUAAAAUAAAAAAAGUUGCUGCUGAUGCUUUUCAUGGAUUAAAAUCUCUUGAAUCUUUAGUAUUGUAUGGUAAUAAAAUAACUGAACUGCCCGGUGGUGUAUUUCAAGGACUAACUAGUUUGCAAUUACUUCUACUGAAUGCCAACGAUAUUUCCUGUAUACGUACUGAUCUAUUUCGUGACCUCACAAGUUUAACAUUGCUAUCACUCUACGAUAAUAACAUUAAAUCACUUGCCAAUGGAACUUUUGCCAAUCUGCGAAGCAUCAGAACACUACAUUUGGCGAAAAAUCCAUUUAUUUGCGAUUGCAAUCUUCGGUGGCUGAGUUUGUAUCUCCAUGAACAUCCAAUCGAAACAUCUGGAGCAAAAUGUGAAUCACCUAAACGAGCUGCAAAGCGGAAGAUUGACGUGAUGCGGGACGAAAAGUUCAAAUGUAAGGGUGACGAAAAGUUACUGACCAAGAGAGCAGGAGAGUGCAUUUUACCGGGAGCUUGUCCAUCACCUUGUACGUGCAACGGAGCAACUGUAAAUUGUGCUGAUAAAAAACUCACUUCAAUUCCACGAGAGUUACCAAUUUAUACAUCAACACUUCUAUUGGGAAAUAAUGAGAUUGAAAAAAUCAAAGCCGACAGUUUGUUUGAAAAACUUCCUGAAUUACAACACUUAGAUCUGAGAAGAAAUAAAAUUACACGAAUAGAAGCGUCUGCUUUUAAAGGAGCUCAUCAACUUACCGAACUACUCUUGUCUGACAAUAAACUAAGAGAAGUUCACGAUAAAAUGUUCACGGGACUGGUUAACUUGAAAACUUUAAACUUGAGUGGCAAUGCAAUUACUUGUGUAAUGCCGAGUUCAUUUGAGGGACUAGCUCACAUUCAUGAGAUCAACAUGCAAGGCAAUCCUUUAUCAUGCAAUUGUCAUCUCGCGUGGUUUGCCGAGUGGUUGAGAACUCGCGACAUACCAGGCGUCAUUGGACGAUGCCACGAUCCGCCGAGAUUGAAGGACGCCCACGUUAAAGACAUUCCACGUCACGAGUUCAAAUGCAACAGCGAUAGUGUUGGCUGUCUUGGUGACGAUUAUUGCCCACCGCGAUGUCACUGUGCAGGAUCAGUGGUAAGCUGCUCUAGAUCACAUCUGACGGAAAUACCCCGUGGCAUUCCACCAGAGACCACUGAACUGUAUCUUGACGUAAAUGACAUAAAAACGAUUCAACCCGAGAGACUUAGUCACUUGAGGAUGCUGACAAGAUUGGAUUUGAGUAACAACCAAAUUGUUAUGCUUGCCAAUGAUACGUUCAAAAAUUUAACCAAACUAUCACAUCUAAUAAUAAGCUACAAUAAACUCCAGUGUGUUCAAAAAGAUUCUCUAGCAGGACUCAAAUCUUUGAGAAUAAUUUCUCUUCAUGGAAAUGAAAUUUCAACAAUUCCCGAAGGAACAUUUGACGAUUUGAAAGCAAUAACUCAUGUAGCAUUGGGUUCGAAUCCAUUGUAUUGUGAUUGUCAUAUGCGCUGGUUAGCAGAAUGGGUUAAAAAAGAUUCCGACGUAGAACCCGGGAUUGCAAGAUGCAUGGAGCCUCUUGCAAUGAAAGAAAAACUUCUGCUAACAGCACCAGCAAGCGCCUUUGUUUGCAAAACCAAACAACAACCUGCCGAGGUCUUGGCCAAGUGCGAUGUGUGUUACACCUACCCAUGUCAAAAUGGGGGAUUAUGCGAGGCACUUCAGGACAGGGAAUUCCAUUGCAAGUGCACGCCAGGAUAUCACGGGGACCGGUGUCAACAUAAAAUUGACGCGUGCUAUGGAAAUCCUUGCCGGAACGCCGGAACUUGUAAAGUACUGGAAGAAGGAAGAUUCAGUUGCGACUGCGCCCCCGGUUACGAGGGACUCAGAUGUGAAAACAACGUCGACGACUGCACAAAUAACAAGUGCGCCAACAACUCAACCUGCGUGGACCUCGUUCAGGCCUACAGAUGCGACUGUACACCGGGAUUCAUGGGAGAAUACUGCCAGACGAAAAUCCCAUUUUGCACAAAAGGACACGACCCAUGUGAGAACGGAGGCCGCUGUGUUGACCACAGGACCCACUACAGUUGUGAAUGCCCAAUCGGCUUCAGUGGCCUUAACUGUUCCACGAAUUUGGAUGAUUGUGUCGAUCAUCUCUGCCAGAACGGUGCUACUUGCAUCGAUGGCAUAAAUAAUUACGAGUGUAAGUGCCCGGCGGAAUACACAGGAAGGUAUUGUGAAGCAGCGCCUUCGACAGCUUUACUUUAUCCACAAACAAGUCCGUGUGCUCAUCAUGAUUGUCAACACGGCGUUUGCUUCCAACCUUCUUCUGAUUCUGCAGCGGGUUAUCUUUGCCAGUGCCAUCCCGGUUACACUGGAAAACGAUGUGAGUACCUGACGAGCCUGAGCUUCGUGGACAACAGCUCGCUGGUCGAGCUAGAGCCGCUUCGCACGAAGCCCGAGGCUAAUGUGACCAUCGUCUUCACAACCACUCACGAAAAUGGGGUUUUACUCUACGACGGUAUAGAGCAAAGUGGUGAACAUAUUGCAGUUGAACUAUUUAACGGUCGUGUACGAGUUUCCUAUGACGUUGGAAACUAUCCAACCUCUACAAUGUACAGCUACGAAAUGGUCUCAGAUGGAAAGCCACAUAUGGCCGAGCUUAUUGCAAUAAAGAAGAAUUUUACUCUGAGAGUAGAUCGAGGACUUGCUAGAAGUAUUAUCAAUGAAGGCACCAGGGAAUAUCUCAAGCUCAAUACUCCAAUGUACGUUGGCGGUGUACCAUCCGAAGUUGCUAGUAACGCAUUCUCACAAUUUCAUCUCAGAAAUGUAACCAGUUUUCAAGGUUGCAUAUCAGGAAUGUGGAUAAAUCAUAAGUCAGUAGACUUUAAUAACGCUGCCAAGAUGCAUCGCGUGACUCCCGGAUGCGCUUCUGGUGAAGAAGAGGCCGAUGAAGCUGGUAAGGAUAUCGUUGAAGCAGCUGAAUCUAAUAACAGUGGUAACAUUGAAGACUCUAUGCAGCAUGAACAUGUUGUGCACGAUAAUUCAGAUAUCGUUGUAUCAGUACCAGGCGCAAGUAUUAUCGAUCCUUGUAUAAGUCACGAAUGCCAUAAAGGCUCACAAUGUGUACCAUCUCUAUUCGGAAAUGGUUACUCUUGUCGGUGUCAGACUGGCUGGCAAGGCCGAUAUUGCGAGAAAGCGCCAACGUGUCGUAAAGAACACACACGAGAGUAUUACAGCGAAAACGGUUGCCGCAGUAGGCGUCCAGUUAAAUUAGCUAAAUGCUGGGGCAGCUGUGGUAAUUCAUGUUGCCUACCACGAAAAACUAAACGUCGUAAGGUCCGCUUGAUUUGUACUGACGGGAAACGGUACACCAAAGACGUUGACUUAAUACGUAAGUGCACGUGCACACGUAAAUGCUACUAGACUGGAACAAAUCUAUUGCCAAUUCAUCACACCGUCAUAUAGGAUUUUUUAAAAAUAUAAACUUAAAAAUAAACCCCAUUAUUCCAUAUUUAAUAUUCAUCAUUAAAUUUAGGCAUUCGUUGUUUUUUUUUAAUUUUUUUGUACGUGCCUACUUAAUACUUAAAUAAAAACAAGUAAUUAAUUAUCAAACAGUGAGUGACGAGGUGCGGAUUAAAUUUGAUGGACACACACAGCCGGCUCAGUGUGAUAUGUAUUAUUAAGAAUAAUAUAAUAUUAUUAUUAUUAUUAUUAUUAUAAUAAUAAUAAUUAAUUCAUAGAUAUAAAUUAAACAUUAAUUGUUUAUUAAUUAUUCAUAUUAAAUAAGUAUUUGUAUAAGGACAUAUUUUUAGUAUUAAAAUUAUGUACAAGCACGUAUCGAUUUAUUUGCUGUUUGAUAAACAAAUUUAUCGUAUACGUGCUUGUAUUUAUAUAAAUAUACGAUGGGCUAUAAAAUAUUGAAAUAUAUGUAUUAUAUGAUUUGACGAAAUAAUCAAUUAAUCGCAUUUUAUAUUGCGAUUGAAUUUGUAAAUUAAACGACGCAUAGCAAUCGUAAAAAAUUAAAUUUUCAAUAUCCCAAAUACGCGUAAAAAUUGGGAUUCUGUUGAUACUUGGUACGUAAAUGGUCAAAAUAAUUAAUUCUUCUCGCUCUCCUGCCUUGGAAUUUAAAAAAACAUCAAGGUUUAAAAAUGUGUGAUGAAGCGAUAUAAUAAAAAAUAGUUACGAUUGUAAUCAAAUGGACAAUUAUAUAUAUGUAUAUAUAUAUACUCGUGUAAAAAAAAUUCGUUCCAAAAACAUUCAUGACAGUGAACUUCUAAAACUGAGACGAUUCUGAGCUUUUGACGUUUUUGGAAUUUUGAAAAAGUUAGAAAGUAAACAAUUUUCAACUGGUGUAGGUUUUUCCUGCGCUUUUUUUUAAUUUUUAGGGUUAACAAACAAAGGAAUUAAUUAAGAAUUAUAAAUAUUUACGACUCUUACUAGAAUUAUUCAGGUAUGAGGCAAAAAAAAGAAAUGGUUUGAAAAUAUUUUUAAACAUUUUUUGACUUUCAUUAAAACUUUUUAAGGUCAGUCUUUUUUCACUUUUUGAUUUCUUAAAAAAUAGUCCGAAAAGUGAGUGAUUGGAACUAAUUAUGGACUUUUUAUGAACUUUCAAAAUUCAAAUCAUUUUUGCUUAAAAAAUUUCAAAAAAAAACCCACCGCAAGAAAAGUCUACACUAGUUGAAAAUUUUUGACACUUGUAAUUAUUUUAAAAUUCCAAAAAUGUUCCACUCAAAGUUCAAAAUUGUCUUAAUUUUGGAAGUUGACUGUCAGGAACAUUUUUGAAACAUUUUUGGAACUAAUUUUAUUUACAUGCGUAUAUGUAUAAAUAGAGGAAUAAACAGAUACUAGUAAUGGAUAAUUUUAAAAAAUAUUUUUUCAAUUUGAGGAUAUUUAUCAUAAUUUAAAUUAUAAACAAACUUUUCUUUUUUUUAUAAAUACAGUGUACCUAAUUCACCAACACAUUAUCCACUGCCAAUAUUAAGUUUAUUUGUAUCCAUAAAUUUAUUGCUUUUACUAUUCACAAGUAUUUUUAUUUUUAUCUCAUAGCAUUCACUGUAAAUUGAUUUAAUAGAAAAAUAUUUUUGUAAGACCAUUUUAAAUGUUGAGAGCUUGGACGAAAAUUUAUUUAAACAUUUCGUAUUAAUUAUAAAAUAAUAUCAUUUUAGA